UUCGUUCUUUUUCGCUCAGUCGUCAAUCAGACACUGCGGCAGAGAUACUGUCCUACCGAACUGUGUUUUCGGUCGUCGGUUCUAAUUAGUUAGGUCAGAUCGUUUAUCAGCUGUGAUAAAGGCGUUGAACGCAUUUGGUUCCAUCAUUUUUCUUCGUUGGUGAGUUCGUGUUAAUCACGACCCUUCUGAGAAGAGUAGAAGGAAAAUGCCGAGUGCGUGGUCGGCCGGUGAUAGCAACAGACAGCAGCAAUCGAAGAAUAAUGUUGCGUGCAACAUAAAACGCUAUAGUGUGAGGUUACCUUUGAUGUGGGGAAUCUAUGCGCUGGUUCUACUAAAGUUCGUGAUUCAACUGGUACCGGGCGUUCAUGGGUACGAUAGCAGUGAUUCCAGCACAUCGAUUGAAGAAACUAUUAUCAGGCAUGACAACCACUUGAACAACACUCACUACAAAACGCUAAGCGAAAAGCAAAUUAUUGGAAUGCAUCGACGGGCGAGCUACGACGAUGAUCUCAAAGCUACUUACAGCUCAGAUCCACGGUUCGAUAACCAUCCAUUUCACUGUUCGGCUUGCCAGUUUAGAAGUGUUUUUGCGAAAGCCUCGCUAAAAUCCAUCAAAGCGCAUGUGUUGCUAAAACUAGGAUUCGAGUAUCCGCCGAAUCAAACAAACUAUCCCAAGGUGCCGGAUGACAUCUUGCGAAAUUUUAACGAGAAAAUUAGUCACAGCCAACAGACGAGAAUGCGGGAGGCCGGAGAUCAGCAAUUUAUGGGAGACGAUCCGAACGUGUAUGACCAACCCGACGAGAUGGACGAAGAUUUUGAUUACUAUCAAAUUACCAAUAAAAUUUAUAUCUUACCAAAUCGAGUCGAACCAUUGCCAUAGAUCUCACACGCAACGUUCUCAUUUUUUAACAUAUUUUUAAAUAAUUGACAUGAUUGAUUUUUUUAUAUUUUCCAAUAAUUUCAACCUAUUCUCAGCAUGCAACGACUGAGUUUGAAGAAUAGAAACCUGCAUAAUUAUGCAAUUGUAUAGUUCACGCAUAUAAUAAUAAAAGUCAUACCCAUA
Armigeres subalbatus is the source of this 1063-nucleotide messenger RNA. RefSeq lists its product as uncharacterized. The record is from RefSeq and is a predicted model, not a curated record. Bases 206 to 880 code for a protein of 224 amino acids. The transcript is spliced from 2 exons. Lineage: Eukaryota; Metazoa; Arthropoda; Insecta; Diptera; Culicidae.